Molecule: messenger RNA, 849 nt
Organism: Coffea eugenioides
Lineage: Eukaryota; Viridiplantae; Streptophyta; Magnoliopsida; Gentianales; Rubiaceae
Product: mitochondrial fission 1 protein A-like
Exons: 5
Coding region: 95-598 (167 amino acids)
Biological process (GO): peroxisome fission; autophagy of mitochondrion; mitochondrial fission
Cellular component (GO): peroxisomal membrane; mitochondrial outer membrane
Molecular function (GO): protein binding
Source: RefSeq, a predicted model, not a curated record
UUGCCGCUCCUACUUGAUCCAAUAAUAUUUCCUGAAGAAACUAGAAUAGAGGAAUAAGAUAUAAUAAAACAUAAAAGAGAAAGUAAGAAAGGAAAUGGAAGCUAAGAUGGCGAAAUUCUUCGAGUCUGUCGGAAAUUUCUUCAGCGGCGGUGACCAGAUUCCCUGGUGCGACUCCGACAUCGUGGCGGGUUGUGAACGUGAAGUUGCUGAGGCUGAGAAAGGUUCCACUGAUGAACUUAAAAGUGAAUGUAUCAUGCGCUUGUCCUGGGCUCUUGUUCACUCAAAAAGGCCAGAGGAUGUACAACGAGGGAUAGCAAUGCUCGAAGCUUCUCUGUCUGGCAGUGGUAGCCCACUGCAAACUAGGGAAAGAAUUUAUCUCCUGGCUGUGGGUUACUAUAGAAGUGGAGACUACACAAGGAGCAGACAACUUGUUGAGCGCUGUUUGGAGGUUGCACCUGAUUGGAGGCAAGCCUUAAGCCUCAAGAAAACAAUUGAAGAAAAAAUUACAAAAGAUGGAGUGAUUGGGAUGGGCAUUGCUGCCACUGCUGUUGGUCUUUUGGCUGGUGGCAUUGCUGCGGCACUUUCUCGCAAGAAAUGAACUUAUCUUAAUUAAAACCCCAUCUUUGUGCAGGUGAAAUCCACAGUACUUAAAUAUCCAGUUUUGUCUUCUCCGAUAUUUGGUUGUCCUAAUGAAGCGAUGUCUGUAAAAUGAAAAUAAACCCUUGCCUCUACUUUCUAGUACAGUGGUUUACCUGACCUUUAUGUAGAUAUUCAAAAUGGUCUCUGAUUUCUGUUUUGUGGGUUCUUAUCAGUAUUUUAUGACGCACUUGAUAUGGUUUUUACAGUUUA